Amoebophrya sp. A25 is the source of this 3441-nucleotide messenger RNA. The record is from the annotation of a GenBank genome assembly. Lineage: Eukaryota; Dinophyceae; Syndiniales; Amoebophryaceae.
UGCAAAGAUAGGAUCUCUUGCAAAUUCGCUGAGAACGAUUCAUCUGAAAUCAAAUGUGCCACACACUGCCGAAAGGAUCCCUGAAGAUGCAUGUUCCUCGAGAUCCUAGCCCUUGAAUGUAUCUUCAGUGCCAGGGUAUAGUGGAAAAAAAGGGGAUCAUCUUUAUCAAACGAGCAGUAAACGAGAAGACAGAAAUACGAUCAUAUGAACAUGGGGAAUCGCUGUCGUGCCAAACAAUGCUAUUCUACUUAGACGCAUUCUUUUGUUUUUGGUACGACAGGCAAAUUGGCAGGUACACAACGCGCCCGACCCAUUAGCCACCCCUAUAUCCCCUUCAGAGCUCCUUAACAUCCUGCGCUGUUUCACCCAUAACAUAGGUAUGCGCAUCUAGUACACCCCCAUUACGAUCGAAAGAAUGUGCCUGUUACAGCUCGAGAACUACGUUUGAUAUUCGUGACAGCCUUUGUAGAGCAUGAGUAGAAACAACGAUAUUUUCUCACAUUGAGUUUCCUUGAAGAUUUUCUACUGUAGUUUAAACUGAACCUCCCGCACAAGAAAGAGGACAAAAAAUGGCGACAAUUUCCUCAGCGAUUCAUCACCUGGACAUUGGAAGCCAUGCUGCGGCUUCCAGUUCGUCUUCAACUGCCGUUUCGGCGCUCGAAAAGGCCAACCAGAUGGUCAUCAAAGCCGACGUAAACAAGGAGGGUUGGGAAUCAAGUGAUUUCCCGAUCCUAUGCGAGACCUGUUUGGGACCUAAUCCCUACGUCCGAAUGGCCAAGGAGGAAUACGGCAUAGAGUGCAAAAUAUGCACGAGGCCGUUUACGUUGUUUAGGUGGAAGCCGGGAGCGGAUGCGAGGUACCGACGUCGUUAUGAAUUUUUCUUUGAAGAACAACAUGUGAAUCGCGAACAAGUUGCUGCUCAACAACAUCGCAUCAAACGAUUUCUUGAGUUUCGCAUCAAACGAUUUCUUGAGUUUCCUGUAGAUCUCCGCAAAGGAUGAAGAACCACAAAUCCAACAAAUCCAACUUCAAGGUACAAAGCAACCGUGGUUUGUCAAACAUGUGCGCGAUUGAAGAACUGCUGUCAGACGUGCCUUUUCGAUCUAGAAUACGGGCUGCCGAUUCAAGUCAGGGAUCAGUACAACAUUAAUUUACCUUGUUCCUAGUAGUAGUAGUAGUAGAAACAGGAGUAGUAGUAGUAGUAGGCUAGCCACACAUUUUCAUACUCGACUUAUAAGCAAUUACUUUCCUACCAGUAGCAAUUUCGUUUCUUCAAUUACCUAGAUCCAGGCAUCCACACGACCAAAUAAACCUCGAAUCACAGGCACCUCGCAGAAAACGAGAGGAUAAAUAUGCCGGAUAGUAUCGUCAAUCGAGACUACUAUAUCAAUCAGCAGUCAGCGAAAAUAGAAAGCGGAGAAUUGCCGUACGGCAGAGAAAAAAAUCCGAUGCUGAUGAAACUUGCGAGAAAAAAUCCAUACUACAAGCGAAACGAGGCAAAAAUUUGCAGUUUCUUUGUGAAAGGUACAGCUGUUAUUUGCCUAGUUGUUUUUACCUCGAUUACUAACUCGACCUGGAUGAAUGUGUCAAGAAGAAGAACUACAACACUACGGUAGAAGUUAGAAUUUAUUUGACAUUCAUCAUGACGAUGAACCUACUGAUGUUACAACUUCUUCUUCUCCUCGUCUCAUCUGCUCCGACUUCUCCUUUAAAGGACCGUCCCUGCUAAUCCUAUUAACCCUUGUCUCAGGAACUUGCAAUCGUGGUGACGAGUGCCCUUUUCGACACGAGAUGCCUGAGACUGGUGAAUUGAGCAAACAGAACGUCCGCGACCGUUUCCAUGGCACCAAUGAUCCCUUGGCAGCAAAAUUGAACCGAGUAGCGAACGAAAAGCUCACUCUGAAGCCUCCAGAAGACAAGAGCAUUACGACGCUAUACGUUGGAGGUAAUGUUCACUUCUGACCUGCUUGUUGAAGAUCAUGCAAAUUUUUACGAUUUCUGGAGGAUAAAGUACUAGGCUCCUGGAGUCACUGAAAGAAGAAGAACUUUUCUAUCUUGUUCUUCAAAUAUUGUCUCAUCGUUAAACAACUUAUCGGGUCUUCACGACAUCAAGAAUUUUCCAUCCCUGCUCCAAAUUAAUACCCGCUGCACAACAAUUUUUUCAUCUUGUUUCUUCAAAAUCAGGUGUCGACCCCAGCAUCUCUGAGCAGGACUUGCGCAAUCAUUUUUACAUUCAUGGCGAGCUGAAGAUGAUCAAAAUGAUCCCAAAACAGAGCUGCGCUUUCGUCGUCUACCGUGUGAGAGAAGCAGCUGAGGCAGCAGCUGAGAAGCUGUAUAAAAACCUGAAAAUCAAAGGCCACGACUUGCGGAUCCAGUGGGGCCAGAAGAUGAAGACGAAUGCAGACAAAGCAGCUGAAGAAGCAGAGGCAGCUAGAAAGCGAGCCACAAACGACAAGCGAGACCCACUAGCUGCGCCAGGCGACCAGAAACACUACUACCCAAGUAUGAACCCUAUGAACUACAACAAUGCACCAUUGAUGGAGGGAAAUGUUGCCGGAGCAGCUGGGAAAAUGAAAGGAGGUGGUAAAGACGGAAAAGACGCGGCUGGAGGUAAAAUGAAAGGCGGGAACGGGGGAAUGAAUUAUCCAGGAGAUAAGGGAUCAAAAGGUGGAGGUAAAAAUGCGAAUAUGAUACCACUAGGAGCAGGAGGACCGGGAGGGCCAGGAAUAAUGGCAGGACCACCAGUGAACUUUCCAACAACAGGUCCACCACCUUUUCCGGGUUUCGAGCGACCACCAGGAUAUGGUCCGGCAGGCAAAGAGGGCGGUGCGGGAAAAGGAGCGGGCCCUUACGGGAAGUGAACACGCUCACGCCAAUAACACGAACAUAAUUAAUGAGAAAUUGUAAGACCACACUUAACAAACUACAUGCUCGAGUGAAGAGUUGUUGUACUUCUACGAUUUUGAUUUGGUUACUUUACUUCCCUCGGGAAAGAACGAUUCCCUCGGGAUUGAACUUGGUAAGGCUAUGGCCGAAACGGUCGUAGAUAAAAAUGUACUGUGGUGCUUUUCUCCCUAGCACCAAAUUUACUUUUCGACAGACCCGAUGGCUUUCUGCGACCCAAAAAUAAAGAAAUUGAAAGGAAAACGCACGCACAGCAAGGAGAACAUCAGGAAAAGUUCGGCAUACCGCGUCCUCGUGGUUGACGAGACACGUCUUUCGCUGGAAGUUUAUUGCGGUGACAACAUUUUAUGGUUGAAUCUGUUGUUUCCACUGAGCAUCGGAGAUAGACGCACCCGAUCAUCAUGUACAACAUCAACAACCUUGUAUAUUGUAGACUGUGAAAAUGACGAGAGAUUAUACAGUGAAGAAAUCUAUCAAGUAUCGGUUGUUUUAUGCAGCACACCAGAGACACUGUCAACCUCAUGCUCAACGAUGUCA